AUGUCAAUUUCGAUGAAUAUCUGCAAUCACAAGAAAGAAAUAAUGCAGGGUUGUCAUCGUCUCAGCAACGGCGCGAGGAGAGGUGGAUUCCCAGCACCGAGGGCGCGAGCGGAUCGAUGGGUACGUGACGACCAGGGCGCAUUAGAAACAAAAGAAACACUCUGA
Molecule: messenger RNA, 165 nt
Organism: Penicillium salamii
Lineage: Eukaryota; Fungi; Ascomycota; Eurotiomycetes; Eurotiales; Aspergillaceae
Source: the annotation of a GenBank genome assembly